AUGACGAGGGAGGAAGAUAGAGAAGCGUGGCGGUGGGGAGGGCAGGGUGUAGAACUGCUUCAGGAAGAGCAGUCAGGGGCGGUCGAGAAGGAGGAUGAGGAUGAGGAUGAGGACGAGGAUGAGGAUGAGGAGGUGGAGAUGGAGAUGGUAGAGGAGGAGAUGGAAAAGGUGGAGGAUGAGGUGGAGGAGAGAAGUGGGGGAGAUGGUGCACUCGGUUUUUUCUCUGCUGGGGGAGGCAAUGGGCGCGAGGCAAGGGUGCGUUGGAUUCGGUUACUUGGUCUCACCCCUUGGACCACCUCCACCGGCGGUUCUAGCGGCAGCAGCAACAGCGGCGACGGUGGCGGCGGGGCAGCGGUGGCGGAGGCGGCGGCGGCAGCGGCGGCGGCGGCAGUCUUCUUAAAUAUAGUUAAACCAGACAGACCGUUACGAAACAACAAUAACUAA
This is a messenger RNA of Bombus pascuorum, 444 nucleotides long. RefSeq lists its product as uncharacterized. Lineage: Eukaryota; Metazoa; Arthropoda; Insecta; Hymenoptera; Apidae. The coding region runs from base 1 to 444 and encodes 147 amino acids. The record is from RefSeq and is a predicted model, not a curated record. The transcript is spliced from 2 exons.